This is a messenger RNA of Rhincodon typus (whale shark), 2019 nucleotides long. RefSeq names its product DIS3-like exonuclease 2. Gene Ontology annotation, molecular function: RNA binding; 3'-5'-RNA exonuclease activity. The coding region runs from base 1210 to 1965 and encodes 251 amino acids. The record is from RefSeq and is a predicted model, not a curated record. NCBI's taxonomy places the organism in Eukaryota, Metazoa, Chordata, Chondrichthyes, Orectolobiformes, Rhincodontidae. The transcript is spliced from 5 exons. Gene Ontology annotation, cellular component: P-body; exosome (RNase complex). Gene Ontology annotation, biological process: miRNA catabolic process; mRNA catabolic process.
AAACGCCAUCUUCCUCAGACCCAGUUCCAUUAUCUCAGGAAUCUAAAGCUUUCCCUCCUGCACCAUAUUUCAAGCCAUGCAUUCAUCUGUCUUAUCUUCCCAUUUCUCUGCUCAAUUGUAUGUGGCUCACUGAGAGUAAUCUGGAGAUUACUACUUUAGAGGUCCUGCUUGCCAACUUUAUAUCCUGCUCCCUAAAUGAUGAUUGCAGAUAAAAUCCUCCUUCCUAUCUAUGUCAUUAGUACCAAUAUGGACAAUGACCAUUGGCUGUUUGUCCUCCAGAAGAAGAAUAUUGUACAGCCAUUCCAUGACAUUCUUCACCUUGGCACCAGGGAGGCAACGUGCCAUCACAUUGACAGCUGCAAACACACUUGUCUGUUCACUUAACUAAAGAAUUCCCUGUCAGCACUUCCCUUUGCUCUUCUUCCUCCUCUCCUGUACAGCUGCCACCCAUGGUGCCAGUGGCUUGGCUUGGCUCUUGCUACGUUCCUUCAAAGAUCCAUUAACAUUACUGAUAUCCAGUACAGAUAAUGGUCUCAUGACCUGCAGGACUUCUGGGAAAACCUUCUUUACCUGCCUGUUUCUCUUGGUCUUUUUUGUGCAGUCAUCCAUUCCUACCUUCUUGCUUCCCCUAAUGCACAGUGUGACCAUCUCUCUGAAUGUGCUGUCCAUGUAGUUCUGUGCCUCACAGAUACACCUCUGUGACUCUAGCUGCUGCUCAAGUUCUGAAACCUGGAGCUCAAGCUUGUACAGCUAGUAACAGUUUCUGCACAGGGGCUCAUCUACCUAAAAGCAUCCACAACUCUCACCUGCUACAGGAUGACCAUUCUACUUGACCAAGCUGCACUGCCAUACCUUAACUUAUACUUUAGAGUUACUUUACCAUCUGUGACUUUAUCUACUUUACCUUGCUCUUGCACUACUCUCUAAAAACCCGGGAUAAGUAGAAAAUAGAAAUUCUUUACCCCUUACUCAUCAGUCAGUUCCGUCUCCUGUACCUAUGAUUUUUUUCUUUCUCUGUCUUAGUUUAGAAAUGUAUGUUUUCAAAAUUACUGAAGUUGAAAUACAGUCUAUAAGAGUAGCUGUUCAACCAGUCAACUCACAACUUGCCUGUGACAGCAUACAUAAUUUUUCUCCUCGCACUGUUUCAUCUGAUGUUCACUCCCUUGCCCUCCUUCCUCCCGCAGCAGUAAAGGAGGAGUUUGUAUUUGUAUGAAGUCUUGCUUUUUAUCAAUGGCAAUGUUAAGUUACACAUGGCGUUUUUAUUACCUUGAAACAUAUUGCACUUUUUUUAGGUUGAUUGAAGAGUUCAUGUUACUGGCAAACAUGGCAGUUGCACAUAUCAUCUAUGGUUUAUUCCAUGAACAAGCUUUACUACGCCGACAUCCACCACCACAAACAAACAUGCUCGAUGACCUCGCUGCAUUCUUUGAGGAGCUGGGAGUUAAGCUUGACUUACGAACUGCAGGCGCAUUACAUAACACCCUAAAUGAAACUGUUGGGAAUGAUCAGUAUUCUGCUGCCAGAAAAGAAGUACUGACCCAUAUGUGCUCUCGACCAAUGCAGAUGGCACAGUACUUCUGUACUGGAGUCCUUCGUGAUGAAACAUUAUUCCGCCAUUAUGCACUCAACGUGCCUCUCUACACUCACUUCACUUCCCCUAUUCGCCGUUACGCUGAUAUUAUUGUGCAUCGACUUCUUGCUGCAUCACUUGGUUCUGGCCAUCAGUUUGGUUUAGAUAAAAGUGACAUUCAGAAACAAGCAGACCAUUGCAAUGCAAAAAAGAGUGCUUCAAAAAAAGUACAAGAGCUUAGCACUGAUAUUUUCUUCUCUGUUUUUGUGAAGGAAUGUGGCCCUCUGGAAUCUGAAGCCAUGGUAAUGGGGGUUUUGGAUCAAUCCUUUGAUGUUUUGGUUCUACGAUAUGGUAUCCAGAAGCGAGUCUACUGUAAUGUAAGUAUUGUUUAUUAAAAAUGUCUGAAAGGUUAAAUAUUUUCCAAAUUAGUCAUUCACUCAGAUUAUAUU